AUGGAAAUGGCGAUUAUCAUCAGGUCGGUGGCAGUUUAUCUUGCAAUUCUGGUGAUCAUUGCGUUGGGUCACGGCCUUCCCGACGAUCAAAGCCCCGGAGCUGUACUCAAUUGGUUCAAGCAAUUUCCUCAAGCAAAACCCAAAUUGACCAAGUUUCAUUUCUAUCUUCACAACAUUGUCAGCAAGAGUCCUCCGGCAAGCACCCCAGUUGCUCGGGCCGCCAUCACCGCCUCAAUGCCGGAAACAAGUUUCGGGUUAGUCAACGUAAUCGAUGCUCCGUUAACAGAGAAACCGGAUUCUAAAUCGAAGCUUGUCGGUUACUGUCAAGGGCUGUUUGCUUUUUCCUCACAGGAGGAAAGGAGUACGAUUAUGACCCUUAAUUUCGUUUUCACCGGCGGGGAGUAUAACGGCAGCACUCUCAGUGUUUUGGGCCGUAACCAUGUGACCGCAAAAUACAGGGAAUUUCCAAUCAUCGGCGGAUCCGGUGAUUUCCGGCUGGCACAUGGGAUCGGAACGGCGAGUACUUACUUCCUUAAUAAGACUACAGGGGAUGAUAUUCUUGAAAUGAGCUUCGUUUUCUACCGUUACAUUAUUCCUUCCGGCCACUCUGAGGGUUCGAUUCCCACCAGAGAUUAUAGGGGAUUCUACCCACAUUUAAUUUUGGUCGCCAUGAUUCAAUUAGGCCAUGGCCUUCCUGAUGACCAAAGCCCGGAAGCCGUCGAAAAAUGGUUGAAACAAUUUCCUCAGGCAAAACGCAAAUUGACAAAGAUUCAUUUCUUUCUUCACAACAACCUCACCAAGGACCCUCCGACCACCGUCACGGUUGCUCAGGCCAACAGCACCGCCACUUCACCGACAAGAUUUGGCUUGGUCAGCAUCAUAGACGGCCCGCUGACUGAACAGCCAGAUUCAGAACAAACUAUUGGUUAUUCUCAGGGGUCUUUUUCAUUUACCUCACUAGAAGAAAGAAGUUCCCUUUUGGUUAGUAAUCUUGUUUUCGUUGCCGGGAAGUAUAAUGGCAGCACUCUCAGCCUCUUGGGGCGUAAUCCGGUGGAUGCAAAGUACAGGGAGUGUCCGAUCGUAGGCGGCUCCGGCGAUUUCCGGAUGGCUCAUGGGAUCACCACAAUCAGCACUUACUUUCAAAAUUCAACUUCAGGGAAUACCAUUCUUGAAAUGAAUUGCAUCUUUUAUCGUUAUGUUACUGAUGAUGAAUGA
This is a messenger RNA of Oldenlandia corymbosa var. corymbosa, 1215 nucleotides long. NCBI's taxonomy places the organism in Eukaryota, Viridiplantae, Streptophyta, Magnoliopsida, Gentianales, Rubiaceae. The record is from the annotation of a GenBank genome assembly.